CCAUUCACACUGUAACACUUCACGUGAUUAUUGAACAAAAAAGCAACAGGAAAGCCGAUUGGAACAAUUUAAAACACUCCAGACGAGCCUUCCUGCAGGAUGGAAUCUGACUUACCCACCUCAUGAACCUAGUAACUAAUAGCCGGCGGAGUCGUCAUUCAGCCAAUCGGCUCGCUGCUUACUGUAGUGUAGUUGCACGUGCCCCUUCAAUCAUGGUGGCAUAGGGGAAGUAUGAGUGACUUUGGAAGGAAAAAAAUAAAAGAUUAAGAUCAUUCUUGCUGUAACAGUAGUGGCAGUGUUAUGACACUGUUUUGUACAUAGUGGAAAUGUAUGCACGUUAGCAGUGGAGUUACUCAAAGGAACAUUUGCUGGUUUUGCAGUUCACCUCGGCAACUGAGACAAGCUGUGCCAUAUCUUACUGACAACUCUGGUUUAUCUUCAUUUGCAUAUUUCUGGUGGGGGCAUCUCCGUUUAGAUCAACUUAAGGUCGCUAGCUGCUGCUAUAUAUUUUCAGUUGUUUUUCCGUUUACUUUUGGAACUGUAAUUUGUGUGUAGCCUGGUUAUAUAACCCGUUUAAGACAAUGUUGUCUGUUAUGGUCCACGCUUAUCUGAGGUACUGGCUGCCAGCGGCUGUGAUGUUAGGUGCAGCACCUGUUUAUCUACUGUCCUGGUUUAUCUGGCGGGUUAUUUCGACUCUUCUUCCAGCUCGUUUUUAUCAUCGUUUGGACGAUCAUUUAUACAUAAUCUACCAGAGCAUGGUCCUAUUUUUCUUUGAGAACUAUACAGGAGUGGAGGUGAUCAUUUAUGGAGAAUUGCCAAGAAAGAAAGAAAGCGUGAUAUAUUUGUCAAACCAUCAAUGCACAGUUGAUUGGAUUAUUGCAGACAUGCUUGCAAUCAGGCAGAGUGCUCUUGGACAUGUGCGUUACGUUUUGAAAGAUGGCCUGAAAUGGCUUCCUCUUUACGGAUGGUAUUUUUCCCAGCAUGGAGGAAUUUAUGUAAAACGAAGUGCCAAGUUUAAUGAAGAAGCCAUGAGAAACAAACUUAUCACCCAGAGCAAAAAUGGGGCUCCAAUGUACCUUGUGAUUUUUCCAGAAGGAACCCGUUACAAUCCUGAACGACCCCAAGUCAUUGAAGCAAGUCAAGCAUUUGCAAAGAAAGAGGGUCUUGCAGUUUUACAGCAUGUAUUAACACCUCGUGUAAAGGCAACUCAUGUUGCCAUUGACUCAAUGAAGGAUCAUAUAGAUGCCAUAUAUGAUGUAACAGUAGCAUAUGAAGGAACAGUAGACAACAGAGGACAGAGAAAAUUAGCACCAUCCAUGCCAGAAUUUUUAUGUAACGAGUGCCCAAAAGUGCAUAUUUACUUUGAGCGUGUUGAUUUAAAGGAUAUUCCAAAAGAGCAGAUGUUUUUGAGACGGUGGCUGCAUGAACGCUUUGAAAUCAAAGAUAAGUUGUUAACUGAGUUCUACAGUGCAGAAGAUAAGAACAAAAGAAACAGAUUUCCUGGGGAAGGCCAUGUAUCCAAACUGAGUUUCAAGAAGACUUUACCAUCUGUGCUUAUUUUAGGUGGUUUGACUCUGUCAAUGUUACUUACAGAAACAGGAAGAAAACUUUAUGUAAAUACAUGUAUUUUUGGGACUUUAAUAGGGUGUUUGUGGGUCAAUAUUAAACCAUAAGAAAACAUGUUUUCUGAUCCCAUUCCUAAUCAGUCAGAUACGCUAGUCCGUCUUCGAACAGCUGCACAUAACACCAACUAGAACUUGAUGAAGCUGUCUGAACUGUUUGGACAAGAACUACCACCUUUUACAUUUUUACCAAGGAUACAGCAUAGCAGAGAAAGAAAAAGAAACAAAAUUCUAAAAGGGUGUUUCUUUGCAGUGGACAUUGGUAGCCACUGAGCAAUGUUAUUGCUCUCCAGAAGUGCCAGCUGCAUUGCAGUUUUAAGGUAACACAAGGUUUGCAGCUUAAAGGUGGUAUUUCAUAGUCGAAUGGUUUAGAAAGGUUAUUCUAGCCCUUGCCAAAAGGAUAACUAGUGUGAACGUCUGGGUGAAUGGCAAGAAAUGAAAAACAAAGCCUUAAAUAAUGAUUAAUAUCAGUAAUAACAUGUGGCUUAAGAUAGCUGUGAUUGAUGUUGAGCAGCUGUGUAGAAUCACAGUUUUUAUGCUUAUUUUAACUCUGAAGGGUAAAUUGUUGUGUUAUGUUGGAUGUGCACUGUAUUGGCUGUAAUCAACAUCAACGUGCGAUGUUUGCCAAAGAUCUGUGGAAGCAUUUGUUACAUUUGCCUGCCCCUAAAUGUAUUAAAUAACAAAUUGCAUUGUGUGUCAGGUAAUUUUUUUUAUUGUUUUUGCUUAUUUGGUUCUUCAUUUGUUACUUAUUUUUGUUUAAACAUUGCAGUAGUUAUGUUUAUUAUAUGAUGUUUAGCCUAUUUAACUUUUAUUGCAUAUUAUGUCACACUUUAACUGAUGUAACAUAGAGCAUUUCUUGGUGCUGAUGAUGCCCCAGACUCAACAAGAAAAAGUGCUAAUGUUCAUCUUUGCUGCAUAAGCCAUUGCAACAUGAAUACUUUCCUGAAGAUGAUUACAAAUUGUACUUGAUAACGGAUCUGGAGCAUCAGUCAUAGGUGUCCACAGUAUGCUCAUCUGUGCCAGAGUGGAAUGAAUACACGGAUUGGGAUGUGGCAUGCACUUUAUAUUUUUGCCUCCAAAUGCUGCUGUCUUCAGAGUCAGAAGCUUAGAUUUUAUUUUUUUCCUUUUGAAGACCAUUACCCCAAGAUAUUUAAUAAGGUUUGUUCAUUUCUGUACAGUAUUAGAAAUUUUUAACCUUCUUGCCAGUGGCAAUUAACUCUCAAUAAAGACAUACAAAUAUUUGUUUUAGCAGA
This is a messenger RNA of Protopterus annectens (West African lungfish), 2875 nucleotides long. Its product is annotated as 1-acyl-sn-glycerol-3-phosphate acyltransferase epsilon-like. Gene Ontology annotation, molecular function: acyltransferase activity. Gene Ontology annotation, cellular component: endomembrane system; mitochondrion. The coding region runs from base 582 to 1673 and encodes 363 amino acids. NCBI's taxonomy places the organism in Eukaryota, Metazoa, Chordata, Ceratodontiformes, Protopteridae. The transcript has 8 exons. The record is from RefSeq and is a predicted model, not a curated record.